GGCUUGAAUCUUGGGGAUCAACUGCAUGUAAGAAAAGAAAACAACAGUAACUGAUAAAAGUCAACAAAUUGAUAACAUUUGAGCUCAGUCACAAAAGUUCAGGAAAACAAGUGUUGCAAGCUUGUUGCACCCUUUCAUCUAGGAUGAAGACAGAAAUGAUCAGCAAACUGAAAUAUUAAUAAUUAACCAAUGGUUUUAAGUUAAGCCACUGGGUUUUAUUCCCUUAUAUUUGAGUUUGCUCAUUUCUACAACCAGAAUGCAUCAACGGAAGAUGAAGAGUUUACAGAGAAUUAUUUUAUUUGUUGGAUUUUUUACAGUGACUGCCAAUGUUGCUGUCCCAGCAUUGACUAGUGAAGAUGUGGCUUCAGCUGCUGUCACUAAUUACAACAAACGCCACAGACCAGCCAAUGCCUUUAAGCUGUUUCGGAUCCUGAAAGAAAAGGAACAGAAUCUGAAUGAAGCAACUAUCCACUUUAUUCAUCUGCAAAUGAGAGAGACAACAUGCAGCACAGACACAGGAAUAGUGGAACUAGAUGAUUGUCAUUUCAAGGAUAAUGGUGUGAUAAUGAAAUGUAACACACGGGUGGUUGUUUCAAGACGUGCCCCCAGGCGACCUCGCGUACUCGCAAUUAACUGCACAGUUGUUAGCCCUCAGGAAAGGUUCUCUCCAGAUGAAUGGGCAGUGUUGGCAAGGGUAUCUUCCCAGACCUAAUAAAAAAACUUCAAAACAAAUCAACUUGCUGGGCCAAUAUCAGCUCUGGCAUGGAAUGGAGAUGAAAGUUUGUCUGUUGAGCAGCAACCCUGAAGGAAACAGAGGCUCUCAGUUCAAACAUUUUUGAAUGUUUACAUUCCAUUAAAUAGAUUUGUAACAGUAACCAAUUCACAAUAAAGAUGUUAAAUUGAA
Chiloscyllium plagiosum (whitespotted bambooshark) is the source of this 904-nucleotide messenger RNA. Its product is annotated as cathelicidin-1-like. Gene Ontology annotation, biological process: defense response. Gene Ontology annotation, molecular function: cysteine-type endopeptidase inhibitor activity. Gene Ontology annotation, cellular component: extracellular region. NCBI's taxonomy places the organism in Eukaryota, Metazoa, Chordata, Chondrichthyes, Orectolobiformes, Hemiscylliidae. The record is from RefSeq and is a predicted model, not a curated record.